Molecule: messenger RNA, 1353 nt
Organism: Eurypyga helias (sunbittern)
Lineage: Eukaryota; Metazoa; Chordata; Aves; Eurypygiformes; Eurypygidae
Product: activin receptor type-1B-like
Biological process (GO): cellular response to growth factor stimulus; protein phosphorylation; nervous system development
Cellular component (GO): plasma membrane; activin receptor complex
Molecular function (GO): activin binding; ATP binding; activin receptor activity, type I
Source: RefSeq, a predicted model, not a curated record
AUGGUAUCGGUCUUCAACCUGGAUGGUGUUAAACAUCACGUUCGGACCUGCAUUCCUGAAGCCAAACAUAAAAAAACCUUCUAUUGUCUGAGUUCGGAAGAUCUGCGUAACACUCACUGCUGCUACUCUGAUUUUUGCAACAAAAUUGAUUUGAUGGUUCCCAGUGGACACCUGAAAGAUAACGAACCCCCAUCGAGCUGGGGUCCCGUGGAGCUGGUGGCAGUGAUUGUUGGGCCCGUGUUCCUUGUGUUUGUCGUCAUGAUUGUCGUAGUCUUCGUUUGUCAUCACCACCAACGAGUCUAUCACAAUCGUCAGCGGCUGGACAUGGAAGACCCCUCUUGCGAAAUGUGCCUGUCAAAGGAUAAGACCUUGCAAGAUCUCGUCUACGAUCUCUCCACCUCUGGCUCUGGCUCAGGUUUGCCGCUUUUUGUCCAGCGGACUGUGGCUCGGACGAUUGUCCUGCAGGAGAUCAUUGGGAAAGGCCGCUUUGGGGAAGUGUGGCGUGGCCGGUGGCGCGGCGGUGACGUCGCUGUGAAAAUCUUCUCUUCGCGUGAGGAACGUUCCUGGUUUAGGGAAGCGGAAAUCUAUCAAACCGUUAUGUUGCGACAUGAGAACAUCCUGGGGUUUAUUGCUGCGGAUAACAAAGAUAACGGGACGUGGACUCAACUGUGGCUCGUCUCCGAUUACCAUGAGCACGGAUCUCUCUUUGACUACCUGAAUCGAUACACGGUGACCAUCGAGGGGAUGAUCAAGCUCGCCCUGUCUGCCGCUAGCGGGCUGGCCCAUCUGCACAUGGAGAUUGUGGGUACUCAGGGGAAGCCUGGGAUUGCUCACAGAGACUUGAAAUCCAAGAACAUCUUGGUGAAGAAGAAUGGCACGUGCGCCAUUGCCGACCUCGGCCUGGCCGUCCGGCACGAUUCAGUUACGGAUACGAUUGAUAUUGCACCGAACCAAAGGGUCGGAACCAAACGAUACAUGGCCCCUGAAGUCUUGGAUGAAACCAUUAACAUGAAGCAUUUUGAUUCCUUUAAAUGUGCCGAUAUCUAUGCCUUGGGCUUGGUCUACUGGGAGAUUGCUCGAAGGUGCAACGCAGGAGGUAUCCAUGAAGAGUAUCAGCUUCCGUACUACGACCUUGUACCCUCUGAUCCUUCUAUUGAGGAGAUGCGGAAGGUUGUGUGCGAUCAGAAAUUACGGCCUAAUAUCCCCAACUGGUGGCAGAGCUACGAGGCGCUACGGGUGAUGGGUAAGAUGAUGCGAGAGUGCUGGUACGCCAACGGAGCGGCUCGCCUCACCGCCCUCCGCAUUAAGAAAACCCUCUCACAGCUCAGUGUCCAGGAAGAUGUGAAAAUCUAG